AUGCUUCCUCGCUGCUGCCACCGCCGCCGCUCGGGUGCCUUCUGCCUCGCCGUGCUCCUCCUGCUGCACCUGCACCCGCACCUGCAUGCGGGCGCCCAGGCCGCGCUCGCGCUCGCGCGGCAGGACGUCGCGGCGCUCCACGGCCUGCGCGCGUCCCUCGGCGUGCGCGCCAGCGACUGGCCCGACAGGGCCGACCCCUGCGUCUUCUGGUCGGGCGUCGCCUGCCGCGCCGGCCGCGUCACGGAGCUCCGCCUCUCCGGGCUCCGCCGCACCCGCGCGGGCGCCCGGCGCGCGGCCUUCGCCGUCGACCAGCUCCGGCGGCUCACCGCGCUGGAGGCGUUCAACGCCUCGGGUUCCCGCUUCCCGGCCGGAUCCCGUCCUGGUUCGGCCGCGGCCUGCCGCCGUCGCUUGCCGUCAUUGACCUCCGCUACGCACGCGUCAAUGGAGAGCUCCCGACCGAUCUCGGAUGUCUGGGAACCUGACCACCCUUGUUCUCUCCGUGGUGGAGCCGGAGUUUUGUUCAACGCCUCUGGUAAUUCCUUGUACGGCGCUAUCGGUGAUGCCACUGGGUCCCUCAGGAAGAGGUUCUGGGUUGUUGACGUCUCGGACAAUUACUUCGAUCAGGUGCUUGGAGCUGGGUUUCAGAAUGGGACCGAUGGUGUAGCGGAUUUCAGAAUGAACUGCUUGUCUGGUGCAGCAAGCCAGCGCAGCCGUGGGGAUUGUGAGGCGUUCUACACGAGGAACGGGGUGAGGCUAGCGUUGGACCCCAUGUCAUCAUCGCCAUUGCCGGAGCCACGGCCACCACAGCGCGCUGGUGAUUUGCUUGUUGAGAAGAAAGGAAGGAGACCGAGAGGAAGAGGAGUGGAGCAGACUGAGGAGGGCAUUCGGUCUGGGCGGAGAAGUAGUAGUGUGAAUCCCAUCACAAUGUCACCCAUGGCAUCCCCCGGAGCCAGUGGUUCACAAAAGGGCUUUCCUGUUAUCAUAGAUGAAUUCACCUAUGAGCAGUUGCACCAUGCUGCAGGGGGCUUUGGGGAUGAUAACCUUGUCAAGCGUGGGCAUUCCGGUGAUAUGUACCAUGGUGCCCUGGACAGCGGAUUUCAAGUUGUCAUCAAAAAGAUUGAUCUGAAGAGCAGUAAGAAGUGUCAGGUUGAGCUGAGCUUCCUUACAAAGCAUAGCCAUGGGAGAAUCGUUCCAUUGCUGGGCCAUUUGGCUAAGGAUGAGGAGGAAUUGCUGGUCUACAAGUACAUGGCAAAAGGUGACCUCACAACUGCACUGCACAAGAAGUCAGUGGAAGUUGAACAGGGUCUGCGCUCAUUGGAUUGGAUAACAAGGCUAAAGAUUGCAAUUGGUGUGGCUGAGGCCUUGUGCUUCCUUCAUGACGAAUGCAGUCCUCCGUUGGUUCACAGAGAUAUCCAAGCUAGCAGUGUGCUUCUUGAUGACAAUUUUGAAGUGCGCCUUGGGAGUCUGGGUGAAAUAUGCACUCAACAAAGUGCAGGAAGCCAGAGUUUCUUCUCUCGGAUUCUAAGAUCAUCGAGAUCCCUUGACAAGAACAUAUCAGGUCCACCAGCUACCUGCUCAUACGAUGUUUACUGUUUUGGGAAGGUGCUACUAGAGCUAAUCACCGGAAACUUUGGUGCGAGUGGCUCAACUGACGCAGACUCAGAAGAGUGGUUAGCAAGAACAUUAGGUUACAUCAAUGCCAAUGACAAGGAGGGUGUCUCAGGUAUUGUAGAUCCUACCCUUGUUGUGGAUGACGACCACCUAGAGGAAGUAUGGGCAGUGGCCAUCGUCGCGAAGACAUGCCUGAAUCCAAAGCCCUCUAGGCGUCCACUCGCCCGUUACAUCUUGAAAGCACUGGAGAACCCACUAAGGGUGGUGCGGGAGCAGGAAGAGCUCCAAUCCAACGCAUCUCAUCUCAGAAGUACCCCAUCUCACGGCUCUUGGCGUUUUGCCUUCCAUGGAAACAAGUACUACAGCUGGGAGGUCAUGCCAACGUCGGGGCAAGCACUUGCUCGGAAAAAUACAGCAAAGUCUCGGGGAAGCGAGGCAAGCAAUGAGUACGAAGAGAAUUCAUUCUCAUUCAAGAGGGCUUCACGGGAAAAUUUCCCGGAUCCCAUAGAGUUUGAAGAAAGUGUUGUUGUGUAG
Miscanthus lutarioriparius is the source of this 2145-nucleotide messenger RNA. Lineage: Eukaryota; Viridiplantae; Streptophyta; Magnoliopsida; Poales; Poaceae. The record is from the annotation of a GenBank genome assembly.